Acaulospora morrowiae is the source of this 150-nucleotide messenger RNA. The record is from the annotation of a GenBank genome assembly. NCBI's taxonomy places the organism in Eukaryota, Fungi, Glomeromycota, Glomeromycetes, Diversisporales, Acaulosporaceae.
AUACGACGUAUCAACAUCUGUCGGUUGGCAAAGGUCGUGAAUUGCGGAAACAUGGGUUCAUUCGUGAGGCUCUGGAAAGAAUUAGCGGGAGAUCUACUUGAUGCCGACUUUACGGACGGCGGAAGAGAACCAUUCAAGCAUUUUCAUUCU